UUUAAAUGAUGGCUGGCAAGAAGCGGAUCAAUCCGACCAAAUUCCAGUCAGGAGUGACGUUUGCAAACCAACGAGCCGGAUAACAGGUGAAUUGGUUCUCAAUUCCUGAGAGAGUCAGGGUGGUCACACAUUGCUGCUGCGCCUCUUCAACGCUCUCAUGAGCCGUUUCUCUCGUGGAAGUCAGCCAGCAGACCCCAGCUGCUCCUUUUGAGACUGGAUGACAACAGUCCAGUACUACAGUGUCCUCUCCACAAACACCGAGCAUCCCUCGACUGUGGACCUCUUGACCUUCACAGUUCAGUGAUGUUAGCUUUGAGCCGCUACAACUCUACACAGCACUCCGCCUCCCAGCUGCUCCCUCGUAUCUCCAAUGACAGCGGAGGGAAAGUGGAGGUGAGGGUGGCUGUUGAAGGUCUGUCGCGGCAGGGAAACCACACCCAUGGGGAGCCCACCACCAGCGGCGCCAUUGUCGUGAUUCUUUCCAUGACACUAGGCAUCAUCUCCAACAUCGUGGCCCUCUUCAUCCUGGCCAAUGCCUACUCGCUCCAGCGUCGGCGCACCAAAGCCACAUUUCUUCUGUUUGCCAGUUCCCUGGUGGUCACAGACUUCAUCGGCCAUGUGAUCCCGGGUGCCCUUGUUCUCCGGCUCUACCUAUCUGGAGGUGCGCACCCCAAGGACUUCAACGACUCUGAUAGGAUGUGUCAGUUCCUGGGUGGCAGCAUGGUCUUCUUUGGCCUGUGCCCACUCUUUUUGGGCUGCGCCAUGGCGGCUGAGCGUUGCCUGGGUGUCACUAAGCCGCUGCUGCACUCAUCCCUGGUAACCAAAACCCGGACAAAGAUCUGCCUGUCUGUCAUCUGGCUGGCAGCUCUGUGCGUGGCCAUACUGCCGUGCUUCCGGCUCGGCUCUUACACCUAUCAGGAACCAGGUACCUGGUGUUUCAUCAAAGUGCUCAGUGACACUCAGGAGGUGGAUUUGGUGUUUGUGGUGCUGUUCUCCGUACUGGGUCUGACCUCGCUGGCUGUUGCACUGGUGUGCAACACCGUCAGUGGAAUGACCCUGGUGCUCGCUCGGCUCAGGAGGAAGCCCGGCUCCCACCAUUCAGCCAAGUCCCAUGACAUAGAGAUGGUUGUGCAACUGGUCGGCAUCAUGAUCACCUCGUGCAUCUGUUGGAGCCCCCUGCUGAUCUUGGCCCUGAUGUCUGUGAUCCACUCCUACACAGGCUCUAUUGGAGAAGACUUAUCCAGCUACAAAACUCUGAUGGUGAUGGGCGUGCGACUGGCCACGUGGAACCAGAUUCUCGACCCCUGGGUCUACAUCCUGCUGCGCCGCACUGUCCUCCGCAAAAUCUACCUCAUUGCAAAGUGCCAGGAAAGGCUCAGGGCUAAUGAAUUGGGCCAUUGGGAGCCCUCCUCUUUUCGCAGCUCAGAGAAGAAUGUCAACCAGGUUUGAACCGAGAAAAAGAGUUAAGGAUUUACUUUGUAAACCAGGUCAUUGAACAUUUAAAGGACUCACCUAACCAAGGCGUUUGAAAGGAGGCACGUGUAGAACCACGUCGAAGGAAAUAAACUGUGGAUACAAUCGUGGAGUAAAGUGGAAUCGCAGUUUGGUAUUUCUCUGCUGGUCCACUUUGGAAAGGUUUCAUGAAUUUAAAUAAAAAAUAUCUUGUUCAUGCUUUUCUUUUACAACCAUUUACCAGUGACUUUGUAGUCAAACCUUUCAAAUGAAAGCAAGCUAAUGCUAUGAUUUUGCACAUACAUUGUCUCUUGUUUACUUGCCGUAGGUCACUUACUUCAAGUAAUAUUAAAGAAUAUUCUUUUAUUAAAGAUGUAUAUACUACAGUAUGACUACACACAGCCCAGAGGGACUCGGACGUACGGAGUGGUACUUACAGAAGGACUGAGGAUUAUUUGGUUUUAUUUACUGAAUUGAUUUUCACCAGCUUUGGAAGUAAAAGAUAAACACCAUCAGCUCUAGCACUACAUACAUGAGGAAGAAUGAUGCUCAGUCAUUGUAACCACCAGAGGCAGUAUUUAGAUUGUAAUCAUAAUGUUUAUUAUUCUGCUGAAUGUAUUUUAUGAAGGUUGUUAAAAUUCAUAUAUUGUGAUGUUGAUUUGAGUUCAAAUAUGCUUUUCAUAUGUUUAUACCGUGAUUUGUAUGUUAAAUAAUGUAAGAUUGUAUAAGUUAUUACUUUAAUGGAG
Pungitius pungitius (ninespine stickleback) is the source of this 2198-nucleotide messenger RNA. RefSeq names its product prostaglandin E2 receptor EP1 subtype-like. The record is from RefSeq and is a predicted model, not a curated record. Gene Ontology annotation, biological process: inflammatory response; positive regulation of cytosolic calcium ion concentration; adenylate cyclase-activating G protein-coupled receptor signaling pathway. NCBI's taxonomy places the organism in Eukaryota, Metazoa, Chordata, Actinopteri, Perciformes, Gasterosteidae. Gene Ontology annotation, cellular component: plasma membrane. The transcript has 3 exons. Bases 304 to 1449 code for a protein of 381 amino acids. Gene Ontology annotation, molecular function: prostaglandin E receptor activity; thromboxane receptor activity.